Candidula unifasciata is the source of this 1608-nucleotide messenger RNA. The record is from the annotation of a GenBank genome assembly. NCBI's taxonomy places the organism in Eukaryota, Metazoa, Mollusca, Gastropoda, Stylommatophora, Geomitridae.
AUGUCCUACUCUUUGCAACAUUCAGUAGGCAAUGCUGUACGUUAUCUUAUCGCACUACUAGAAACACCGCAUGUUGCCAAACAUGACUGGUCACAGCGUCAUGAGAUAUUCCUACCCGUAGCCAUCCUAAGCAUCGUUAUUGGUGUCUUUGGCAAUAUGUGUUUCUGCUUCUUUUUUGGUGACAAAACUGCAAGGAUUUACAAAACCAGGGAUGCCCUAUAUUUCCGACGGAUGUCUCUACUCGACAUGCUUGUGUGUGUUAUUGUCCUACCGUAUUCUGUUUUCUAUGAGUUCAGCUUGGUAAAUUACGGAGCUGUAUGCAAAACAAUGGAGUUUAUUAGACAUAUAAUUAUAUAUACAUCUCACUUGACGUUGGCGGCAUAUUGCUUCGAGUUACCUAGGAGGGUUAGUUACGCAGACGUCCAAGCCAACGUUAACCGGAUGAUGGUGUGCAACUGUGUGCUGGCCUUCGUGUUCUCACUUCCGGCAUUUUUCCUCUUCGACAUAGGGGCUGUGAAAAAUGAAGAAGAUGGGGUGACCAGGAAUGUGUGCCACCUCGUCGUUUCAUUUAAAAACGAUGCAAAUGACUACGGUUCUUUGAGUCUGCUAAGAGUCCACUACUAUGCCGUGAUGUGCCUUUGCUAUGUCGUGGCUUUAGUGGUCUUCCUAUUUAAAAUAAUGCAUUACUGCGAGCGCCUGGCUGUUCCCGGGAGACGGUCAGUUAGUGUCCAGCUGAUAGAGCGGGCUCCGGUGCGGCAGCUAAAGCCGCUCAAAAGUGACGUAUGGCGGCAUAAAGUCAGACGGCAUUCUCAGACAGGCCGCCCGAUAGUUUUUGCCGAGUACACUGAUCGAUCACUAGAUGAUACGCAAGCAGAGAAUGGUGAAGAAACAAAUGAUGUAUCUGAACAGGAUAGCUCAUUUUCUUUCGAUCAACGAUCCUCAUUUGAGGAAGAUAGAAAUAUUCAAUAUUGGCCGAGUAGCAUGCAAGAAAAUGCAGAGAUUACAACUCCAUUUUCCGAGUCGACCAGCAUUGAUAGAAUUGAUUCACCGCAGCGACACCGUAGAGAUUCUAUAGUUUUGAAUGUAAAACGACUUAAAAGUGAUACAGAAAGCAGUAUUGUUCAGACUGCCCACGAUAGUCCGGAAGUUCAUCAAUCAAGUUCUCGUGGAUCUUCUAUCACAAGUAGAAACAGUUCUGUCAGAAAGAAGCGCGCCGUUUUUGUUGUGAAGACCACGAGAACUGGAUCCGCCAAUAGACUCAUCGGCCUUUUCAGCUGGCUCAACAGUGACAAAAACAGAAAGCACUCAAUUCUGAAACGGAAUUCAUCAGUGGCAUACUUGAAAAUUGAAUCAUAUAAGCAGCAUAUAAUAUUGCUGAUCUUACUGGAUUUCAUCUUCAUUCUGUCUGGAGUCGUCUCCUACAUUCUGCUGGAUGAGCAUGGAGCCACACUAUAUUUGAUUCACACAAAAUGCAUUUUUUCUUUCUACCUUAUUUCCCUCACACACAAGGGACUGCGAUUGGCUGUUCAAAAACACAUUGUUUAUUACUGCUUUAGGACAUGCAAGACCAAACGUGAAGUACACCACAGGCAUUCUGAGGCAACUUGA